Angiostrongylus costaricensis is the source of this 1752-nucleotide messenger RNA. The record is from the annotation of a GenBank genome assembly. NCBI's taxonomy places the organism in Eukaryota, Metazoa, Nematoda, Chromadorea, Rhabditida, Metastrongylidae.
AUGGGUCACGGGGAGUUGGAGGAAAUAUGUGACCGUUAUCUCAGUCGGAGAGAAGAACAACAGAAAGUGACGGAAGCGGUUGAGAGAUGUCUGAAAAAGGGAUAUGACUACGACAAGAUGAAGGACCGUGUGCUGGAAGCUAUCACCGACUCCCAUCGAGCUCACAAGGUGAUCUCCGCCAUUUGCAUUGCUUACCCACAGUUUCGCAAGAGAACAAAGGUAAAUCCUGUCCUGGUUAAUAAAGAUAGAUCUAAUGGCAGGGACAGGGAACGAAGACGACGAGAAGAGGAAGCAACCAAGAAGGAGCUUGAAAAGGUUAUAAUUAGCGACUCCGUGUCACUAGCGAAAGAACUGAUGUAUAAAGCGCAGCAGGAAAUAGAAGAACGAAAGCGUCAGUUGGGUUUGGCUGCAAACUCAGCAAAUCUAAUCGGAACUGCCACACAACCAUCAUCGACGGCCAAAAAUGUUGCGCUUCGUCCACAAGAGGCACAAAUGUUCAUACAAGCUUCUAUGAAUAAAAAAAGUAGAGUUGAAGAACUGAAGGCCAAGCUCGCUAAAGCUACUUCAACUAUCAAUUCCUUGGUUCGUCCAAAUGCUCCAGUCAUGGCGCCAUUGCCUGAAAUUGCUCCAGGAAUAUUAAAAGAACGUGAGGAAGAGCCUGAGUUGCUAGAGUUUAUGGAUCCUCGCAUAACUGCACGGCCUGCCGAAAGGAAACGGAAAAUCUUUAAUUUUCACGAAAAGGGCGAAUUUGAACAACUUGCAAAUAGACAGAGGGCUGUGGCGAAACUGGAAAAACUACAGGUUGAGUUUUUGAAGUCGAGUGGUCUCUUAGUGGUGGGACUCCAUCGUACUGGAAUCUACCUCAUUCUCAUGUGCGUCUUUUUAAGCUAUGAUGACAUUCCUGGAGUUAAUGUGGAAUCACGGUUCAAAGACACGAUCAGUGAACUUGUAGAGCAUCCAAUAAAAUUGCGAGCACCCACCGAUCCUCUUGCUCCGCAGUAUCUUAAGGUCUAUCUAACAUCUCGUGAACGUAAGAAAAUCAGACGUCAAAAUCGCAAAGAGAUGCAAAAGGAACGCACUGAAAUGAUUCGUAUCGGUCUUGCGAAAGCACCUGCUCCUAAGGUGAAAAUUUCGAAUUUAAUGCGUGUGCUGGGAAAUGACGCAGUGCAAGAUCCAACUAAAAUGGAAGCGCACGUUAGGAAGCAAAUGGCAGAUCGUUUGAAGCGUCAUCAACAGGCUAAUGCGGAACGGAAGCUUACCGAUGAACAGAAAGCCGCGAAGAAAACAAAGAAAAUUGCCGAAGAUACGUCUCUUGCAGUGCAUGUUUCUGUAUACAGAGUAAAGUCUUUGCUUCAUCCAGCAAAGAAGUUCAAAGUAGAGAUGAAUGCAAAGCAGCUCCAAAUGACAGGCGUAAUAUUGUUGCAUAAAAACAUAAACCUCGUGGUAGUAGAAGGAGGUCCAAAACAGCAGAAGUUCUACAAAAAUCUUAUGUUAAGUAGGAUAAAAUGGGAAGAUGAAGUAAUAGGACAAAAGAAGGACGCUGAUAAAGAUGCACCAGGCGAACGAAAUAAUUGUCAACUGAUUUGGGAAGGACAGGUUAAGCGGCGUAACUUCCGCGAUUUCAACGUGGUCACGGCUACAAUAGAAAAACAGGCACGCGAUCUUUUGGAAAAGCACAACGUUGCUCAUUAUUGGGAUGUUGCAUACAGCACAACCGUACUGCUGGAUGGUCAAGACUCGAUUACUGUCUGA